Thelazia callipaeda (thelaziosis nematode) is the source of this 471-nucleotide messenger RNA. NCBI's taxonomy places the organism in Eukaryota, Metazoa, Nematoda, Chromadorea, Rhabditida, Thelaziidae. The record is from the annotation of a GenBank genome assembly.
AUGUUGAGUACUGUGGUAGUGUUGAUUUUGUGUGUUACACUAAAUGUGGCAGAUCAAAAUGACAAACAAAGCAGUGAAUCAGACAGAAGUCCUCUAGUGAUGGAAAUGAUUCCAAAAGUUGAAGCUCUAGAUAAUCAUCAAUUUCAAGUCUUGGAGCAAUGUUUAUAUUAUUAUUUGGCUUCCGAAGCCCAAGAAAAAACAAAAAAUUUUGGAGGCUUUCAUGCAUUAUCAGCUUUUCCACCUACAAUAACUAAUCCGAAAGGAUCACGAAUUACGCUGCUUUUCAAUCAAAUCACAUUGCAACACUUUGUCUUGAAUGAGUUUCUACGGGAUUUGAAUAUUAAUGGAUAUAUGGAUGUUACUUGGGUAGAUAAUCGAUUAAAAUGGAAUACUGAUCACUGGAGACUUAAAAAAAUGGAAAUUCGUUCUUUCAAUCAUAUUUGGGUACCUAUACUUGACGCUCAAACGUAA